Molecule: messenger RNA, 5285 nt
Organism: Gallus gallus (chicken)
Lineage: Eukaryota; Metazoa; Chordata; Aves; Galliformes; Phasianidae
Gene: GNS
Product: glucosamine (N-acetyl)-6-sulfatase
Exons: 14
Coding region: 132-1748 (538 amino acids)
Biological process (GO): glycosaminoglycan metabolic process
Molecular function (GO): glycosaminoglycan binding; N-acetylglucosamine-6-sulfatase activity
Source: RefSeq, marked validated
GGGGGCGGGGCGGUCCCGCGCGCUGUUGCCGGGGCUGUGCUCUCGGCCGCUCCGCGACGCCGGGGACUGAAGCGACGUCUGACGCUUUCCGUCCGUCUGUCCCUCCGCCCGCGCGUCCCCGUCGCUGCAUUAUGUCCCGCUCCGCGCUGGCGGCGCUGGCCCGUGGGCUGGCGCUGGCCGCGCUGCUGGUGCUGAGCCCGGCGCAGGCGGCGCGGCAGAGGCCCAACGUGGUGCUCAUCCUCACUGACGACCAGGACGUCUUCCUGGGCGGCAUGACCCCCAUGAAGAAGACCAAUGCCCUCAUUGCGCAGAUGGGAGUCACCUUUUCAAACGCCUAUGUUCCCAGUGCACUUUGCUGCCCCAGUCGUGCGAGCAUUUUAACAGGGAAAUACCCUCAUAACCACCACGUUGUCAAUAACACUCUGGAAGGAAACUGCAGCAGCAAGUUGUGGCAGAAGAUACAAGAACCAAACACCUUCCCAGCACUGCUCAAGUCAAUGUGUGGUUAUCAGACGUUCUUUGCUGGAAAGUACUUGAAUGAGUAUGGAGCAGAGGAUGCAGGGGGAGUAAGUCAUGUCCCUCCGGGAUGGAGUUUUUGGUAUGCUCUGGAGAAAAAUUCCAAGUACUACAAUUAUACUCUUUCAGUAAAUGGCAAAGCACGAAGGCAUGGUGAGAACUACAGUGUCGAUUAUCUGACGGAUGUGCUGGCUAACAUGUCAUUGGACUUCUUGGAGUACAAAUCUAAUUUUGAACCUUUCUUUAUGAUGAUCUCAACCCCAGCACCACAUUCGCCUUGGACAGCUGCUCCGCAGUAUAAAAACGACUUUCUGAAUGUCAGUGCACCAAGAAACAGCAAUUUUAACAUUCAUGGGAAGAACAAGCAUUGGUUAAUUCGACAAGCAAAGACUCCAAUGACUAACUCUUCAAUACAGUUUCUUGAUGAUGCUUACAGGAAGAGGUGGCAAACUCUGCUGUCAGUAGAUGACCUGGUAGAGAAGCUAGUGAAGAAAUUGGAAAUCCAUGGAGAAUUAGAUAACACGUACAUCUUUUACACAUCCGACAACGGUUUUCAUACUGGGCAGUUUUCUUUGCCAAUAGACAAACGGCAGCUGUAUGAGUUUGACAUCAAAGUUCCAUUGCUAGUCCGAGGACCGGGGAUAAAACCAAAUCAGACAAACAAGAUGCUUGUCGCAAAUAUUGAUUUGGGUCCCACUAUUCUGGAUAUUGCGGGAUAUGACUUGAAUAAGACCCAGAUGGAUGGAAUGUCACUGUUGCCACUGUUGAGAGGAGACAAAAAUGUGACAUGGAGAUCAGACUUUUUGGUGGAGUACCAAGGAGAAGGAUACAAUGGCAGUGAUCCUACCUGUCCUGGCCUCGGACCCGGUGUCACACACUGCUUCCCAGACUGUGUCUGUGAAGAUUCCUAUAACAACACAUAUGCUUGUGUAAGGACAAUGUCAACUUCCUGGGAUCUGCAGUACUGUGAAUUUGAUGACCGGGAGGUGUUUGUGGAGGUAUAUAACCUGACUGCGGAUCCACACCAGAUCAAUAACAUUGCCAAAACAAUCGAUCAAGAAAUUCUAGAGAAGAUGAAUUAUCGAUUAAUGAUGCUGCAGUCCUGUUCAGGAGCAACAUGCCGUACACCUGGAGUCUUUGAUCCUGGGUACAGAUUUGACCCACGGCUGAUGUUCAGCAAUCACGGUGUUCGGGCUCGGAGGUUUUCUACACGCUCCUUACCAAGCAUUUAAGAGCCUCUUGUAAUCAGCUCCCACUGACCAGUUUCUCCAGUGACUGCAGCAGGUCUGUCUCUGAAACUCUUGUUGAUCACAGCUGGAAGACUUACUGGGCUAUUCAAACCCUGUUUGGAAGAAAAAACCCUUGUCUUUAGCUGGUUGCCUUGUGCAAUAUGUAUAUUUUACAGCUGAACUGUAACUAAAUCAUUAGACACAGCUAAAUCUCUCUUAUUCAGAUAAUUGAUUACCACCUUUGUCUUUCAAAUAUCUUUUCGUACCCUAGGCACAGAGGUGAAUCUAUGGCCUAUGAAUCUGAACAGUUUAUUUUGUUCUAAAAAAAAUCAGUAAAUGCAUAGUUGAAUUGGGUUAGAUAGGCAGGUGCUAUUGCACAGUAACGCUCACCUAUAUUCAGCGUCACACACUUUCCUGAAGGCUGUGUUUAUGGAUCGAUUUCCUGUGUUGAGCUCAAAGCUCUUAUUGACAAUAGCAAACUAGCCCAAAACAGCAUAGGGAAGGCAUUAGUCAAAACUGUAGGAUCUGACUAGCAAGAGUCUUUUGCAGAACUAAAAUAAGUAUGCAAAGCAUCUUCUUUUAAUGAGACCACUUUAAAUGAGACCAAUGAAUUUUUUAGAUCUGCUUUGGUGGCUUGCAAACAAGAAUGUAAUUUCAGCCUCCUAGUUUGAAAUGCUGGAUUGGGUUAAUAUGUACUACUGAAAAAAACUCUUAAGGUUUAACAUAGGCUUCCUGCUGUGUUAAUCAAAACAGUGUUGGGACUAACAAGUACUCAAAUAAGCGUGCCUGUGUUCUGAGCUAACCAUUAAAUCUAUUUCAGUACGUGGAAAGAAGUAAUACUAAAAGCCAACAAAAACACACAGGGCACAGCAAUGGAGUUGAUCUAUCUCUAACCUCCAACUACCUGGAAUUGUCUAACAUAUCAGUUAGAUUCUUGAAGGUAAACUGUUUUGAGAGAAAACUAACUAAAAUAAGUAAAUCACUGUUCACUAGAAGUUAGAGGGCAAUUUUAGGCAGUUUAAGUACUUCUUAGUUAACUUUUGGUUGAGACAUAACUAAUACAGAAUCUGCAGUAAGUGGCCUUCACACCAAAGGACUGCAUGUCGGGCAUCUGACCAGUACGUUAUCGUUUGGUUUCCCUUUGGAAAGGUGAUGUUGUUGUCUUUUCAACUUUCUGAUUAGGCUCGUCUGAAAUGCAGCUGUCACUUGUACCCAAACUUGAAUAUCUUCCUAAAUCUUGAAAAACACCUGAAUUUGAGUUAGUAUGCAACUUUUCUGUAGAUUAUUGGCAAAACACCUUCUAGAAACACCAAAUUGUGUGUACUUUGCAAGACAAAUUCAUGUUGCUUAUGCAUAAAUCAACUGUAUUAUCAGGCAAGAUAAUCUUUCCCUUUUCAGACAAACCAUAACACAACUCUCCAGUUUUCAGCCAGCUAUUUUAGAUCUCUCCUUUAAAGAGGAUGUUUUCAAUUUCUGUUGCCUAAAGCCUUCUAUCAAGGGGGGGAGGAAAAAAAUACUAACGAACUAACAAGGCAACGAAGUGCAACUGUAUCCUAACUGUAGAGGUACAUACCCCAAUACACAGAUCUGUACACUGGAUAAAAAUAAUGCUAAAAAUCAGCUAUUUCCUUUUGAUUCUGAAGCACAGAAUUUGCCUUUUAUUUAGCUUAGCUGCAAACUUCUGUGAUGGCAUACAGCUUAGGUUUUAUAGAGCUUUUAUUUCAAAUCCAACUCAACGUUUCAAAUCUCUUGAGUGACCAAAUGAUUGGAGACAAAAUGCUUGAAAGGUAACUUCUCAGCUGGAGUAUCUGUAUCAAUACUGAGGCUUUUGGAUACUCUUAAACUACUUACAUGCUUUCAGAUACUCAGGACUUCUUUUCCUCCAUUACAGUUGUAGCUUUAUCUUUUUCUUUGUUUUUUAAGCCUUAGUAUUGUCUAUCAAUAUCAUUUAGGCUCUGCUUUGACUUUUAAAAACCAAACCAAAGUUGUUUGUGCUCUCAAGUGUUUUCUUGCACACUGAGCUAAACCUAAGGUUUAUUUACUUAGUGUCUUGCUUAGGGUUGGUUUUUGUUUAAACUUCAUUUUGGUAACUGUCUGGAGGCUAAUAUAAAACACAGUUUGCUGUACAUUAAAUCCUCCAUAGCCCUAUCAAAUCUAGGGGAUCAUAUGUCACCUUCCUCCUUCUGUUAAGUUUCAGCGCAAGUAAUGCGCAUCAUGCUUCUCAAUAGAGGAAAAAAUAGAAAAAUCUUUUGGGUACAGGAAGUGAUCUAAAGCCAUAGUAAACAAAUCUAUAUUUUUGAACAUUUUGCUUUUUGCCUAAUAAAUAACAUGGAAGAUGACAGAGUUGCUGUAGAUAUUAAACACAUGAUGAGACAAUUGUGCCCAGGUCAGCACUUGUGCUCUCUGUAAGCACUGUAAACAAUUGCCCAUCUAAGUAGACUCAAUAACUUUCCUUCUGCACUCAGUGUCAGAGAAUCACACCAUACCUGAAAUCUGUCAUAGGUAAUAGGUGUCGUGUUCAGUUGAAAUUCAGAAUGAAAUGAGUCAGUCCUUGCUCAACCAAAACAGGGAGAAGGGCUGUUUGGGAAAAUAACUUCUCACUUUGGAUGAAGAUUCAAGAGCUAUUCAGCAGAAGCACGUAGUUGAAGGAAGAACAGGAACAAACAGCUGCCUGGCUUCCGUUACCUUAGGGGAGUUUGUUGUGACUUGUCCUGUAUCUAUUUCCAUGAAUAAUUCUGAGUCUUUGAAGAGCCCUGAAUGAACAGUAUUAAUUCUUGACUUAAAAUAAAAAUAUUAUGAAGGAACUUUUAACUCACAGCCAGAUCUGAUUCCCAACCAAAUGGUUUUUAUGGCUAAAUUGCCUUUCUUGGAUGUUCCACUUCGUAUGCAAUGUGAUCAUAGCUGUAUCCAUACCCUGGUACUGAAGGCAUUUGUGUCAAAUGAAGGGGCCUUAUUGGUGCAGAGUUAUGUUUAGGUAAAAUGUGAUUAUUUUUUUUUAUAAAUCGUCAUUAUCAAAAGCAGAGCUGUGAACUUUAAUGAUCUGAGCUGGUAAAGUAGAUACUAUGCAGGGGGAAAAUGGUUAACGAUUACAUUAUCCUGUAACAAACCACAUUGUGUCAUCACUUCAGCCUAAGUGUGCACAGCCAGUGCAUGUUUACCCAGUGUAGGCCCAGCACACUGGUGUUCUGUGUGGGAAAUAGAGCUGUAAUGCAGACAGACAUGCAAUCAUGUACUCAAAGUAGGUACAGUACCUGUUCCAACAAGUCGAGAUUGACUGAUUAUACAAUAUUUCAACGACUUUCAGUUUUACUGUGAUUCAGUUAAAGUGAUUUUUGUUUGUAGUACUCUUCUCUGUAUGUGAGCAUACUUUGGCGUAGCGUGUUGUGAGCAUACUUAAUUUCUGCUGUUUUGAACGUUUGUUUAGAAAGUGCCCUUCCAGAGGACCCUGUUCACUGCUGCACUUUUGGGGAAAGAAAAAAUAAACUGCCUAUCAAACUUCUUCCCUUUGUUACCGAAUUUCAAUUAAACCUUUCCAAAGGA